UUUGAAGCUGCUAAUAAUUACAAUAUCCUGUUAAAACUCCGAACAUAACCAACCAAUUGGUUUCGUUGCAGAAUUAACAACUGUUGUCCCAGUCUCAUUUCUGCUUUCCUUGCAUUCCUCUCUUCAUUGCCCCCAUAUUUUCCAAGAUUAUUGCAUUAUUUUGGUAAAAUCUACUACUUUUUCUGUCUCUCAGAAGCAGUAGUUUCACGCCAGCAGCUAGAAACUUGUGAGCAAUCUGUGGAGAAGCGUUUCACUGGGCACUGAAAAAAAAAAAAAGGGCCCAGGUGCCUCCCCUUCUGCUUCAUUCUAAGGUGACUUCUGCUUCAUCCUAAGGUGAUUUGGGGAAAGUACUAGUCAUUCAAGGAAGUGACUCAGUUAUCUAUGGAGUGGGUAGGGCCAAGCAUCGAAAUUGUUAAGCUUGUUGGUGGUCGAUUUGUGAGAUAUCUGAAAUACCAGAGAAAAUAUAAUGAUCUUCUGCAAAAGUUCGAGCAAAGCAAACAACUCUUGCACAGUCGAAAACAUGAAAUCGAAUCAAAACAGGAGGCUCAGCUUGAAUCUGCACGUUACCAUGUUGUGAAGGAGGAAGUAGAAGUUUGGCUUAAAGAAGUGGAAGAAUUUAUUGGAAGACAGAAUGUUGUUGAUGAAGUGAACAGUUGGGGGUAUCUCUCUUGUUGUUGCCGAGCGGUGAUUCUAGAAGAAAGAACACGGGAAUUGAAGGAUAUAUAUGAUCGAGGGGAUAACUACACUAGGGACGAUUUGGUCAUGGAAGAUCCCUCCAAAAAAUUCAAUUAUUAUGUGCAGAAACUUGAUGACUGGAAAGAGAAGCUGCAGUGCAAACAGGCAGACAUUGAUUCAAAACUGAAUUCACAACUUGUCUAUGGGAAAAUUGAAAUGGAGCAAGUCAAACGUUGGCGGGGGAAAGUGGAAGAGAUGUUGAAGGAAGUCAAAGAUAUUGAAGAUAAAAUUGGAGGGAGUCCCUCACAUUCUUCUAAUUCUCUAGUAAUGCAUCUUGGAGAAAAGUUUCAAGAAAUGAAGACAAUGUGUGAAGAAGGAAGUCAAUUGCCAGACUGUUUGGUCAUUGAUGAUCCAUCAGCUCUAGCAGUUGAAUUGUCAGUAUCACAAUUGCAAGGCAGUGAGGUUGUUAAAGCAAAUAUUUUGGCAUGCUUGAAGGGAGAAGGGGUGACAAUGCUUGGAGUUUGGGGGAUGGGGGGGGUCGGGAAAACAACAAUCAUGAUGCAUGUCUACAAUAAACUACUGAAGGAAGGUAUAUUCAAGAAAGUAAUUUGGGUAACUGUGUCACAAAACUUUAAUAUCUACAACCUACAAGAGCAAAUUGCAAGCAGCUUGGGGGAAAAUCUAGAAGAGCAUGAAAGUACUAUCAUUCGUGCAGCAAAGUUAUCAAAGAUGCUAGAAAAAUGCAUGCCUUACUUGCUGAUUCUUGAUGAUGUGUGGACGAGUUUCAAACUUGAAGAUGUUGGAAUUCCUGGGCCAAAUGUAAGUAAUGGCUGCAAGUUAGUAUUGACUACACGGUCACAUGAGGUUGCACGUUCAAUGAAUUGUAGAAGAAUCCAAGUGAAGACUCUUUCAGAAGAGGAAGCUUUAAAAUUGUUUUUAAAUAAAGUUGGAGAUACUGCUUUAUCAUGUCCAGGAGGAGGCCUUGAAAAGGAUUUAGAAUCAACUUUGAAGAAGAUUGUGGCUGAGUGUGAUGGUCUUCCAUUGGCAAUUGUUACAGUUGCUGGUAGCUUAAAAGGAAUAUCCGAGCUACGGUUGUGGAAUGCUGCACUAAAUCAAUUGCAAGAUUGCAAGAGAAAUGUAGCAGAUGAAAUGGAAACUCGGCAGGAAAUGAAGGAUGAGGGUUAUGAUAUUUUGAGGCAGCUUGAAGAGAAUAGCUUGUUGGAAUCUGAAUAUGGAGGAGCUUUUGUGAGGAUGCAUGAUCUUAUAAGAGACAUGGCCUUGCACAUUACAAGAACGAGUCCUCGGUUCUUGGUUGAAGCUGGCAAGUGGUUGACAGAGCUACCAGAGAAGGUAAAAUGUAUAGAAGAUGCUGAAAAGGUUUCAUUAAUGUAUAAUUCUAUUGAAGAAAUUCCAUUGAGCUUUGCAUUUUCAACAUGCAUAAGGCUCACAACCUUGCUGCUGGCCUGUAACAAAUUGUCAACAAUUCCAGAAUCUGUCUUUGAGCACAUGCCAGAGCUAAAAAUUCUAGAUCUGUCCUUCAAUUGGGAGCUAAGUAGCUUGCCAAAUUCCAUCUCCAAAUUGGUGAAGCUUACUACAUUGUUGUUGGAAUCAACAUCCUUAGAAAAGGUACUAUCUUUAUCAGGCCUUGGAUCUUUGAAAAAGUUAAACCUUAGGGGGACAAAAAUCAAGGAAGUCCCCGAAGGCCUGGGAAUGUUGAAGAAUUUGGAAUGUCUUUUUCUUUGUGGAUCAGAAAGAGGUCACAAUCUUGAAAUAGAUGAAAUAGCAGAUGGAGUAUUGUUAAAUCUCUCCAAACUUGAGGAACUAAUUGUAAAUUGGAGCAGAAUAAAAUUGAAGGGGGACGUGGUUGGGAGAUUGAAGCAAUUGGAAGUUUUUUAUGGCUGGUUCCCCACUGCGAAUGAAAUGAGAAUCUUUCUCAAAUGUCAACCUAAUAAGCUGGGUGACUAUUUUAUUAAUGUUGGAAGCGAAUUGGUUCUGGAUGAUUCUUAUCAAAAAAGUCUGCCAACAUAUGGGAACAUUAAGAAAAUAGUGGUGUUCAGGAAGACUAGUAUUGUUGGAGAGAAUAUGUUAUUUCCCUCCUCCAUACAAGCAUUAGGUGUUGAUGCUUGCCACGACAUAAGAAGCUUAAAUGAUUUUUCUACCAUCAAUGAUGCAACAAAUUUGAGGGGAUGUUGGAUUCACAGAUGUGAUGGCAUGGAGUGCAUUUUUCCCUCGUGGAUAAACAACCCAGUCGUCCAAACCGUUGAGUAUUUGUAUCUUCAGCGGUUGGACAAAUUGGAUGGGCUAUUUGAAGCAAACAUCAUUGCGAAGUCGUCACCUCCACCUGGGACUUUUUCAUCUCUUAAAGGAGUUUUGAUUUAUUCAUGCAAAAAAUUAAAGAAGUUGUUUCAAUCUUGGAAGUUGCUGGAUUAUCUCCAGAGUCUAUGGAGGAUUGAAGUAGUCGGUUGUAAAGAAAUGGAAGAAAUAAUAGCAUCAGAUCCAGAAGAACAAGGAGAAGAAGGAGAGGACAUCAUCAAGAAGCUCAUUCUUCCAAAACUAAAAACCCUGGAAUUGUGGGGUUUGCCUGCAUUGAAGAGCAUCUGUAGCAGAAGGGCAGUAAUGGUAUGUGAUUCUCUUGAAGAGGUUCGUAUUAUGGAUUGCAAGGGCCUAAGGAGGAUUCCUUUUCAGUUCCCUCCUAGUCUAGAUCUUGUUUGGUUGGACAACUUGGAUUGGGUGUUUGAAGUACCACUUCAGCCUAGCACUUUUUCAUCUCUUAAAAAACUUAGAAUUAGCCAAUGCGAAGGAGGAAAGAAGUUGUUUCCAUCUUGGAAGUUGGUGGAAUAUCUCCAAAGUCUAGAGAGUAUUGAAGUCUUCAAAUGUGAAGAAAUGGAAGAAAUAAUAGGGUCAGACCCAGAAGAAGGAGGGGACAUCAUCAAGAAGCUCAUUCUUCCAAAAUUAAAAGAGCUGAGUUUACAAAACUUGCCAGCAUUGAAUAGCAUCUGUAGCAGGAGGGCAGUAAUGGUAUGUGAUUCUCUUGAAGCGAUUUACAUUUGUGAUUGCAAGGGCCUAAGGAGGAUGCCUCUUUCUCUUCCCCUGGUUGAUAACGCCCAACCAUCUCCUCCUCCUUCCCUCAAAAAGAUCUUAAUAGAUCGAGGAGAACUAGAAUGGUGGGAAUCGUUAGAGUGGGAGCAUCCCAACGCAAAGGAUCUCCUUCGACCCAUGGUUCAAUAUUUUAAUGAAUCCUGGAUUCCACAAUCGAAGUCAGAACAGUCGGAGUCGGUCUGAUAAUCCACAAGAUUGAAAGUGGAUCAGGAAGCCGGUUCAUUCAACCAGUCUGUUGUUGCUUUUCCUUCCGAGCUUCAAAGGAUGUCCCUUCUACUACCCUUGUGUGGAUUGUUUUAAUGUGAUUCUUGUGUUUUCAUACUCUCUUUGUAAACUAAUUGUGUGAAAAACUGAUUUAGAAUACCAUCUGUAUUCUUAUGUAUUUUGUUGCAUUUUUAUGUAUCUUGGUUGUACCAUGUCCAUACAUAAAUAUGUGUUUUCAAU
Messenger RNA from Rubroshorea leprosula, 4218 nucleotides. The record is from the annotation of a GenBank genome assembly. NCBI's taxonomy places the organism in Eukaryota, Viridiplantae, Streptophyta, Magnoliopsida, Malvales, Dipterocarpaceae.